GCCUAUUUUCUGUCUGAUCUGUCACCAUGUCUGGACGCGGCAAGCAGGGCGGCAAGGCGCGCGCCAAGGCCAAGACCCGCUCGUCCCGGGCCGGCCUGCAGUUCCCCGUGGGCCGAGUGCACCGGCUGCUCCGCAAGGGCAACUACUCGGAGCGGGUGGGCGCCGGCGCCCCGGUGUACCUGGCGGCCGUGCUCGAGUACCUGACGGCCGAGAUCCUGGAGCUGGCGGGCAACGCGGCCCGCGACAACAAGAAGACGCGCAUCAUCCCGCGCCACCUGCAGCUGGCCAUCCGCAACGACGAGGAGCUCAACAAGCUGCUGGGCAAAGUGACCAUCGCGCAGGGCGGCGUCCUGCCCAACAUCCAGGCCGUGCUGCUGCCCAAGAAGACCGAGAGCCACCACAAGGCCAAGGGCAAAUAA
Molecule: messenger RNA, 419 nt
Organism: Sorex araneus (European shrew)
Lineage: Eukaryota; Metazoa; Chordata; Mammalia; Eulipotyphla; Soricidae
Product: histone H2A type 1-D
Exons: 1
Coding region: 27-419 (130 amino acids)
Cellular component (GO): nucleosome
Molecular function (GO): DNA binding; protein heterodimerization activity; structural constituent of chromatin
Source: RefSeq, a predicted model, not a curated record